GACAGCCCAAAAGGAAAAAGCAACACAUUUUUAUUCACGCGAGAUUUCCCGGUAAUUAGUGGGCGCGAAUCGAAUCAAUAAGCGGUAGUGGUCCUCGCUGUGUGCUGUAUUUUGUGUGCGGCUGCCGCAAACUAGGUAAGCAGGGACCAAGAUGUCUAAACGGAAGAGCAGCCCUGUCAGUGACAACACCAACAAAAGGGUCAAACCUGCGGUGGAGGAAGACGUGGAAGAUGACAGUGUUUCUGAUAGUGACCAGGAAGAUCCUCUACCGAAUAGACAGGUACCAUGUGUUGAUGAGGUAGUGAGUGCAGGAAUUGUGGAGAGCAUCACACUGAAGAACUUUAUGUGCCACUCUCUCCUCGGCCCGUUCACUUUUGGUUCCAAUGUCAACUUUGUUGUUGGCAACAAUGGAAGUGGAAAGAGUGCCGUUCUGACAGCUCUCAUAGUUGCCUUAGGUGGGAAUGCACAUGCCACAAACAGAGGAUUAUCACUCAAGGGAUUUGUGAAGGAAGGAGAAAGCUCAGCUGAUGUAUCGAUUACCCUGCGUAACAAAGGAAAGGAUGCUUACAAACCUGAGGUGUAUGGUCCAGCCAUCAUAGUAGACCUGAGAAUAACACGUGAGGGGUUGAGAACCUAUAAGCUGAGGAGCAAGUCAGGUCAACUUGUGUCAACCAAAAAGGAAGAGCUGUUGUCAAUCUUGGACAAUUUUAACAUACAGGUCAACAAUCCUGUGUCAGUAUUGACUCAAGAGAUGAGCAAAUACUUCCUUCACUCCAAAGGAGAGGGGGACAAAUACAAGUUUUUUAUGAAAGCUACCCAACUGGAGCAGAUGAGAGAAGACUUUACCUACAUCAAAACCACCAAGCAUAUCACAGAAGAUAAAGUUGGGCAACAUAGCGAAUGCUUGAAAGACUUGAAGCGAAAGUACCUGGAGAAAGAAGACCGUUACAAGAACCUGGCGUCAUUUGAUGAAAUGCAAACCAAACUGGAGGAGUUGCAGAAGCAAAUGGCUUGGGCUUUGGUGAUUGAGAUGGAGAAGGAGUUGGAGCCAAUGAAGGAGAAGCUGCAGUCAGACAGACGUUCUACAGAGAAAUAUGAUGAGAAGGUGGAGGAAUGGAAGAAUAAGCUUGAGGAGGCUGAGAGGAAAUACAGGCAGAUCCAGGAACAGUUGGAGGGCAUCACAAAGCAAAUCCAGGAGAUCCAGCCCAAAUGUGCUGAGCUCAAAACCGUGGCCCAGAAACAAAAUACCCUUCUCAAGUCCAGCGAGGUCACUGUUCACAGAUGCAAGGCUAACCUGAGGGACCUGGAAAAGGACAAGGAUCAGCUGUCCGCAAGGAUAAAUGAUCUCAAGCUGAGCAUCAGUCAGACAACAGGAGCGGAGAGCCAGGCCAAGACAGAGCGUAUGGAGCAGAUACAGACGGGGGAAAACAUGAUACAGCAGAGUGCCACUCUAGGCCAGCAGAUUGACCAGUAUGAGCAUGCCUGCAGCCGUGCCAAGGAAGAACAAGGAAAGAUGAGGAGAGAGCAGGAAGUGCUUCAGAGGUCCAUUGAUGCCAACAGAAGGAACUUGCAGACUAUGGAGAGCAGUCGGUCUAAUCGCCUGCGGCGUUUUGGAGAGCACAUGCCCACACUCCUCAACGCCAUCCAGGAAGCUCAUAAAAGGGGGCAGCUCAAGCAUAAACCUCGAGGACCUCUGGGUCACCUUAUUAGCUUGAAGGACCCAGAGCUGGCCCUGUCUGUAGAAGUAUGUCUCAAAGGCCAGCUGCUGGCCUUCACUUGUGAUAACUACGAUGAUGAGAAGGUGCUGAAGGGCCUCAUGGCCAAAGUGUUACCAACUGGCCGUAGACCUGUCAUCAUCACAAGCCAGUUCCUCCCAAGUGUCCAUGAUACAAGAUCGAGGGGUGUGAAUCAUCCUGAAUACCCGUCCGUGCUACAAGCUCUGGAAAUUGAGGACCCAGUUGUGGCCAACUGCCUUAUUGAUCAGAGGGGUAUAGAGAGCAUUCUACUCAUUAAGAAUCGAACAGAGGCUCGAAGACUGAUGCAAGGGAAAAACCCCCCUCGGAACUGUAACCAGGCCUUUUCCAAGGAGGGAGAUCAGAUCUUUAAUAACCGUAGUUACACCGCUGAGCAGACCAGAGCCAACUACCUCUCGGGAGAUGUUGAGGAGGAAAUUAGGCACUUGCAGAGGGAGAUUGAGAACCAGAAAGCUCAGGCAAAUCGCUUCCAACAACAAAUGAAAAAGUUAGAUGAAGACGUCAAACAGAACGAUGCGCUGCUGAGAAGAACCCACGUAGAGCAGAGGACUACCAAAGGCAAGAUCACUAAGCUACAGCUGGAGCUGACAGACCUACAAAAUGUGGAAGAGUCUCAGUCAGAGGACCUCAGUCCCCUGGAGGAAGAUCUUCAGGAAAUUGUUGCUAAGAUCUCGUCCAAGCGUGCCGAGUACGAAGAGGCACGAACUAAGACGGCUGAGCUGAAGGCCUCCUAUGAAAAGGCAGAGCAGGAGUACAAGCAGCACAAAGAGCAGAUCAACACAGUCGCUGAGGAUGCCGACCCAAUCAAGGAGGAGCUGAGUAAGGCUGAUCAGGAGGUGAUGAAGUGCAAGCAUCACAAGAAACACUAUGAGGAGAAACGCAGUGCCCAUCUCCGCAACAUACAGACACUGCAAGCCAAUCUGGAAAGCAAGGAGCAGGAACUUCAGACAUCUGUGGCCAAAGCCACAGAAAUCUGUCCAGAGCGCCUGGACGUACGACGGACAGCCAGGAGUCUGGACAGUGAGAUCAACCGGCUCAAGGUUAAGAUCACUACCCAGCAGGAACAACAGGGGGACCGGGAGGAGGUUGUGAAGCAGUAUAAUGAGGCUCUGGAGAACUACAAGAACAUGGCACAGCAAAUGAAGAACCUCACCAGCUUCAUCAAAAGUCUCAGUAAUGUUAUGAACCGUAGACUCCAGGUUUACGCUGAGCUCAAGAAGCUACUCUCCGCCCGCUGUAAAUACUACUUUGAUAGCAUGCUGGCCCAGAGACGCUACACUGGAAGUAUGACCUUUGACCACAAGAAUGAAACCCUCUCCAUUUCAGUGCAGCCAGGCCAAGGAAACAAGGCUGACUUGAGUGACAUGCGCUCUCUGUCCGGAGGCGAGCGCUCCUUCUCCACUGUUUGCUUUGUUCUCUCUCUUUGGGCCAUCACAGAGGCGCCUUUCCGCUGUCUUGACGAGUUUGAUGUUUACAUGGACAUGGUGAAUAGGAGGAUAUCAAUGGACAUGAUGCUGAAGGUGGCUGCUGGUCAGCGCUUCAGGCAGUUCAUCUUCCUCACCCCACAGAGCAUGAGCUCUCUUCCAGAGAGUAAAAACAUCAGCAUCCUCCGUCUCAGAGAUCCAGACCGUGGCAACAACCCACAAAGAAGUCAAGACGAGGACCAAUAGUAUUGCUAGCUGGUAAUUUAACAUCAAAUAGGUUGAUGAGACCAGUAGCAGGUGCCAUUACCGCCAUCAUUUUGUUCAAGAAAGAUUCUAGAGUGGUUACUGUCAGUGAUUGAAAUACACAUGUUUCAAAGUUCUGUUUAGUAGGCAGUGUGGUAAAUGUUUUGUUCUACAACACUGAACGCAAGUACCAACAAAAUGUUGUAAGCACUGAUGUAUCGAGGGUACUGGAAAUCUGGAAGUAUUUGUAUAUCCACUGCUUAAAUAACAACAGUCAUUGUAAGAUUUUUAUUUUAAUAAUCAUUAAACCAAACAAAGAGACAAAUGUAAUGUUGGUGUUUUAUAUGCAUGGAAGCAAAUUUCAGGACAUUUUCUUCCUCAAGUCUGUCUCUAACUGGAUGUCAUGAUUUAUGUUCUUUGUUCUUUUUUUACCACACUGACCGGACACAGUAAACAAAUAAUCCUGCUGUUUUCCUCAGCUCAUUAUUUACUGGAUAAAAGGAAUUUGUAUAUGGAUCUGUGUUGAAACAUUCAAUUUGAAACCCAUAUUAAGGUCACUCUUGUGAGGAGGAAGGAUUUGGACCUUUAAGAGCUUUGUGCCAAAUCUUUCACACAAGGCGGUCCACUGGAAUGCACUUCCACUGUUAAUAUUUAAUGAACACAAAACUCUGUUACUGUAAUAGUUUUAUUUAAGGCUGGGAAAUUUAUCAAAUUGCAUUGAUAUUGUCAUAUGAACUAGAUAUCGUCUUAGAGUUUGAAUAUCAUUGCAAGUGUUAUGUUUUCUUGGUUUUAAAGGCUACAUUACUAGCCUGGGAAAACCCUGAUGAACUUCUGGUAAAUUUGAGAUGUGGUCUCAGUCUGGCCAAAAGCCCAUUCAAGCCAAUUUACAAUUUUUCCAAAUUGAGGCACCAAUCGCAACCGUUGAGCUUUUUGUUUACAUUCAACACGGCAGCCACUGAAGCACAGCAACCUGUUGAUGCCACUGUCUUUGCUACGUCAUCCAGAUCGUUGGUCUGAUUGGUGGAAGGUCCAUCAAUUGCGUCCAGAGACAUUUGAGCGGCGUCUGUUGGUGACGCCCCUUUGGAAAUGAGUUGUGAAUUAACCUUCCCCAGUCUUUGAGAAUCUGGUGUCAACCAGGUGACUACAUUACAGUGAAGGGAUAUGACUGUUCUGCCUGUUCAAAUAUAUAGAUAUUUUAUUCAUCCCGAAGGAAAUUUGUCAUUAGAUAUCCACAUUACUGAUGAUUAUCUAAGAUCUAACUGUGAAGAUACUUUGUUAAAGCACCAAUUCACAACCUUAGAAUAUCAAUGUGAUAUUGAGGUAUUUGGACAAGAAUGCUUUGAUGUCCGAUUUUCUCCAUGUCGUCCAGCCCUAGUUUCACUUUGGUUGAGUUAAUGUGAACCACAAUUUUUUUCAACUUGGCAUUUAUCAACCUCAAUCAAAUAGAUUAAAUGAGAUUCUUUUAUUGAAAAAAACCCCUGCAAAACUGAAAAUAUGAAUUUGCUCAGUAUGUGAGCUAUUUUAAUACUUCAUGUUCUAUGCUGUUAUUGUAUAUCCCCAUUUAGAUUUUGGAAAAAUCAAACAACUGAAUUGUGUACAGCUUUAGAGCGAAUCACUGAAAGGUCAAACUUCUAAAAUUAAACUUAAGCCUCCCAUUUAGGAUAAAAGGUUGCAGUUAUGAUUACAUAAUUACAGCUAUGUUCUCUUUAGCAACCACACAAAGAUAAUGAAAGAGCUGUGUCCAGUAUACAAGCUACAUAGAAGUAAGGUUAAUGACCCAAGCAAAAGACAUUUUCCAGCCCUGACAGUGAAGAAUGCUUUAUUACAUGCUAUUGAUAAAAUAAACUCUUAAAGCGGGUUGCUUUCAAA
Molecule: messenger RNA, 5290 nt
Organism: Etheostoma spectabile (orangethroat darter)
Lineage: Eukaryota; Metazoa; Chordata; Actinopteri; Perciformes; Percidae
Gene: smc6
Product: structural maintenance of chromosomes protein 6
Biological process (GO): double-strand break repair via homologous recombination
Cellular component (GO): Smc5-Smc6 complex; nucleus; site of double-strand break
Molecular function (GO): damaged DNA binding; ATP hydrolysis activity; single-stranded DNA binding
Source: RefSeq, a predicted model, not a curated record